Cavenderia fasciculata is the source of this 330-nucleotide messenger RNA. RefSeq lists its product as uncharacterized. The record is from RefSeq and is a predicted model, not a curated record. The transcript has a single exon. Bases 1 to 330 code for a protein of 109 amino acids. NCBI's taxonomy places the organism in Eukaryota, Evosea, Eumycetozoa, Acytosteliales, Cavenderiaceae.
AUGAUGAUAUUCACAUAUAUUUAUCUCUCAGAGGAAAUGGAAUCAAUCAAGUUUCAAAAGAGAAAAGAGUUGGGUGUUGUCAUCAUCCCAAUGAAGCAUAUCGUAUCUUGUUUGGUUUCGAAAAAGGCUCCUGUAAUUACAUCACUAUCAUUUAACAAUAAUAUUGUUGGAAACCAAAAUAAUAAUAGUAAUGAUAAUAAUAAUAUAGAAGAAAACAAAAAUGGAAAUAACAAUGAUGAUCAAAAUAACAACAAUACCACUACUACCACUACGUCAACGAUUAACAAUAACAACGAUACUAAAGAUACUAAAGAUAAAGAACAGCAUUGA